Molecule: messenger RNA, 1704 nt
Organism: Branchiostoma floridae (Florida lancelet)
Lineage: Eukaryota; Metazoa; Chordata; Leptocardii; Amphioxiformes; Branchiostomatidae
Product: transmembrane protein 68-like
Exons: 8
Coding region: 107-1243 (378 amino acids)
Cellular component (GO): membrane
Molecular function (GO): acyltransferase activity
Source: RefSeq, a predicted model, not a curated record
ACAUGUGAUCAGCAUAUGACCUACCAAAGGUCACAUUUGCUUUGGUUGGACGAUCAAGACGAUCCCGAAUGUGAGGAGAAAAAACAUCGCCACGUUUGUGGUUAAAAUGUUCGUCUUCACCAUAUUCACCAUGGCACACUUAGCGGACGGGGCCACAUCCAAUUUUUGUGUGACAGGUGGUAACUGUAGUGCCACCAUGUCACUCCAACCGGCUCCAGAGUCCAGCCUGGUCUGUAACGCCACCACAGAACAACUCCUCACAAACAUCACCAUCUUAUCAUGGACGGAAAGCGUCACCGUUACCAUAGAAACGCUCCAAGUCGCCAUGGGGUAUCUGGGUCUUCACAGUCUAGACUGGGGAACAGUGUUUACCUACUGGAUUCUCCUGCCCACGAUUGUACUGUACAUCCUCCCCUGGACCAUGGUGGGAGCCCUGUACGUCACGGUAAUCAUUAUCCACCGCUAUGGCGAGAAGCACAACCUGACGGACCCGUUUGCCGGCGAUGUCUGGUUACCGGCACGGCGGAUGGCGUCCACCGUUUGGGACAUCAUGGCCAAGGUUUGGCACGCUCAUGAAAUCCAUGGUCUGGAGAAACUGCCCACACGCGGCCCGGGGUUGCUUGUGUACUACCACGGUACCGUGCCGUUAGACUUCUACUACGUGCUGGCAAAAGUCAACCUCGUACAGAACAGACCUCUGUGCGCUGUGGCCGACCGCUUUAUGUUCAACAUUCCAGGCUGGAAAUUCAUGCUGCACACGAUGGGUGUGACAUCAGGAGAACACCAACACUGUGUCCAGGUGCUGAAGAAGGGAAACCUGUUGGGCCUGGCGCCUGGCGGAUUGAGGGAAGCGCUCUUCGGGGACGAGAACUACAGACUCAUGUGGAAAAGGAGAAUGGGAUUCGCCGCCGUGGCGAAAGAGGCCGGUGUACCUAUCUUUCCCAUGUUUACGCAAAAUUGCCGGGAAGCGUUCAGAACACCGCGGAUGGGAAAACGGUUCCUGGAGUGGGUAUAUGAGAAAACGAGAAUGCCUGUUGUUGGUAUCUAUGGAGGAUUCCCUGUCAAACUCAGAACCUACAUAGGAGACCCUAUCUACGACCCAAGUCUUUCUGCUGAAGAGCUUGCUAAGAAGACUCACCGUGCCCUGGAGGACAUGAUAGAGGCUCAUCAGAAAAUUCCGGGAAAUCUUCUUCGCGCCCUUCUGGAAAGAAUUCCCGUCUUCCGUUUCCAAAAGAAUGGCUGACACUUCUUAGUGUGUAGAUUGAGUAUCUAAAACAUAUCAUGUCCUGGUGUUGGGACGCAGAACAUUCCUUGCACAUUGAACUGAACACGUGCAGGAGUUGCGGUAAUACGUGUACAUGUAAUGAAAGUUGAUAUGAUUUUAACUUGGUAAUAAGACGAAAUAUGGGAAAUAUCAUUUUGAUCUACACUAGUGCUUUUAAUCUACAUCUUUUGUAAAAACUUCAAUUCCCAGUCACUGCUCAAGUCGUUAACGUUGAACUUGUUGUUGAAUUUACUGUCUUUCAACGCAAUCGCAAUGAGGGAUAUGAUUUUAUUAUGGUCUGUACGGUACGAUUUCCAAUGAAUACCAUGCCACAGGUACUUACGUUAUUCGGGGUAACGUUAUGGAAAAUACCCCCAAAUUUAUUAUUUUAAGAAUAUCAACACAUUAAAACAUAUCUCCUAAGAAUUGUCAGUGUCAGA